AGUAACAAAAAAGUCUGAUGUUUAUAGUUUAGGCGUACUUAUGUGGGAAAUAUCUAAAAGUCGUCCUCCAUUUAAGCCUACAAAUGAAAUAUGCCAACUUUCGGAAUUAACUAUAGAUAUGUUAAAUGAUGCCAGCGUAGACUUUAUAGAAAAAGCUCAAACAGCUUAUAUUGCUUUAUAUGCUGGUAUUGAAAAGGCUCGAAAAGUUGAAAAUUCCUGA
Racocetra fulgida is the source of this 220-nucleotide messenger RNA. Lineage: Eukaryota; Fungi; Glomeromycota; Glomeromycetes; Diversisporales; Gigasporaceae. The record is from the annotation of a GenBank genome assembly.